UUUUAACUGCGCCAGAGACCGCGUGACUGUUCCAAAUUGACAGUUGCCUAUCGUCAGGUGUCACCGUGACUCCGCGAAGCAGCGGUGUGCAAUUUACAUUUUGGUUAGGACUACAGCCUUUAUACAGCGCGGUCUCCGUCUUCGGCGAAGAGGUAGAACUAGCUGAACUUAGCCGCUAUGGCGAGUAGUCAUGGACCCGGCGAUGAGGAGGUGGACGACUCAUCAUUCACUACAUCACAUGCCGAGGUUGGCAUGCGAAACCACGGUGGAUAUCAUCAUCAAAGUGCUCACAACCAGAAGAAUCAGAUGAUAUCACCAGGGCUCUCCAUGAUAAAAGCCCCCCCUUGUCCUGGGCCAAUUGUGUUCCCUCAUGCCACACACAACAGCUUGACGCUGGCCUGGAAAGCUCAAGAAGGACAGAGCGAGCCUCAAAAAUUCAGAGUCACCUGGACAAAUAAGAAGAAGAAGUCCGAAGGGCGGUCUAUUGAGACGGAAUCUUCAGCCACAGAGCUUCGUAUUCAAGACCUCGGUCCCGGGCAGACGUAUGACUUUACUGUCGCUGCCGUCAAUGACAGAGGAGAGCUGGGGCCAAGUGCAUCAGCAACCAAAGCCAUGGAGGUCCCGGUCCCUGAGGGUCUGACUGUGAAGAGAAUGGAAACAUCUGCAUGCCUCAGCUGGACGCUUGCUCCAGGGAUGGAGGGAAUGCCUCACUCUUUCCUCAUCUCUUACCGUAGCUCCGAGUGCGGCCGUAGCUCUAAGCACGCACCGAUUAUUAUCUCCACUACAUCCCGCAGUGCGGUCGUAACGGGCCUGGAGCCACUCGAGGAGUAUACUGCCUUCGUCAAGCUUGUGGGGGAAACUGGGAGAGAGGUCUCAUCUGCUGCAUGCACUAUCCCAGCUGCUCUCCAUCCUCCUGAAUGUAAAGUGUUGACCCCUACCUCUGUGUCUCUGAGUUGGACUCCUGCUCCUCAGGAUGGACCGACAGACCGCCUGAAAUACUGCAUCACCUGGAGGGGUGAAAGGUCGGGAGAUCGUUACUGCACCGUGACGCCUGUCACUCAACUUGAAGUACAGAAUCUACAUCCAGGAGAUACAUAUAAGUUUACCGUAGCAGCCAUCAGUGAAAGUGGGGAGGAGAUUCAAAGUGUGUCAGUAUCCCAAUGCAUGAACAUACCUGUUCCAGAGAAUUUGACUGUAAAGAAAACGGAAACAUCAGCAGACCUCAGCUGGACUGCACCGAGCAGUAUGGAGCGAAUCCCACACACUUUCCUCGUAUGUUAUGGCUAUAAAGGGGGAAAAGCCCGGUUUAUCUCAACCGCAUCAUGCAGUGCUGUCAUCCCAAGCCUGCACCCGCACACCGAGUACAACGUCAAAGUCCGCGUGGUGUGUGGAAACGGGACUGAAAGCCUGCCUGCUACAAUUAACUUUUACACCGGAAUCAACAGGAAUCAACAGGAAUCAACAGUUGAGACUUUCUGGGUGAAGUCUUUGACACCAACUUCUGCUGAAGUUAGCUGGACUCCAUCUCAAAAAGAGAACCAGAUCGCAGGCUCGUUCCAGAUCUCAUAUGUCUGUGAUGGGACAGAUCUCAAGACCGUCACUACUGAUUUAUGUAGUACAGUCAUUGAAGACUUGAAGCCAGCCAGCGAAUACCUAUUCAGUGUCUCUGCCGGAUCGGAGGGUGUGCACCCAAUCAUGCUCGGCUCCACCAUCUUCUGCCCUGGCGUUCCAACUCCAGGACCAAUUCAAAUAAAAUCUGCCACACCGACCUCCGUAUCUCUCAUGUGGAAAUCUCUGGGGUCAGACUAUGGAUACAGAGUCACCAGAAAAUGCUCCAAGUUCGAGAGUACUUUUACAGUGUGGGAUUCAGGCAUUACCAUCCAUGACCUCGACCCUGGGGAUGAACUUGAUAUCACUGUAUUCACAUUGAGAAAUAAACAACAAAGUUCUUCCUCUAGUCAUCUUAAAUAUCCGGGGAUGAAGAUACCCCAACCUACUGACCUUCAGCUUGAUGUUCAUAGCAAGAUGGUGACAUGGAAAAAGCCAGCAGCAGUAGGCCGUGUUUCAUACCUUUUGACAGUCACCAAGCAAGGGGCUAACAUGUUCAAUGCAUUCACUGAAAAUACACAGUAUACUCUACCAGAAGAUGCCUUCAAGACUGACUGCAGCUGCGUCAUUUAUGUUAGCACCGUACUGAAGAGUGCUCAAAGCAUCCCAAACGUGGUGGCGAUCGAUCAAUGUCGUGUGGUCACAUACCCAGGCAAAGAGGCACACCCAGCACAUAGUCAAAUCACGCCCACUCCUCCUAGCCAUGCAGUCACACACACAGGCAAGGAGGAACGCCCAAUAAACCACCAAGCACGCCGAGCUCCUGGCUAUGCAGAAGAUAAAGACACAUCCAGACAAUAUGGGAACAGCCAAUCUGCAACAUCCUAUGGAAGACCUGCAGGUGAAGGAUCAAAGAGCAGUGGUCCAACACUAUCUACAUUUAAGAAGAAAAAGUAUUACUUUCAUGCCUCUGGAAAGACAAAAAGCUACUGUUCCGAAAUCCAAAACCUCUGGCUUCAGGGUCUCUCUGAGGUGAAAUCGGUGGACAGUGCUCAUAUGAUCCUGGCCAUCUGCAUGGUGGUGUCUCGGGUAGGAACCGACGUUGAAGCAACAUUGAGAGAAAUCCCAGUAAACAAGCCUACCGUACUGGUAGUGAUGCAUCACACAUUUGACCCUACUUAUGUAGUGCCAGACAGCAGGAGGUAUGCCAAGGAUGGCAUGCUCGUUGUGGACUGCCUGUUUUAUGAGGACCAGGGCUUGCUGAGAUGUGAAACCAAUGACAAGGCAAAGUCUACUGUCCUGAAUUGGAUAGAGAGCAAGAUAGUUGGCACUCAGCCAAAGGGGACAUCAUAUGUUAAUGAACCUUCAAGAUUUUGAAGAACGACUUUGAUGGGCAGUAGGAAUGGUACAGUGGAAGAUUUCACGCCUUUGCCAUUUUUCUUUUUUUAUUUCACAGAAGUCCUGUUAUCAAAUACUGAAUACCUUAUACUCAGGAUGUGAUUUUUCCACCAUGGAAAUGAGUAUUGAAAUCAUUGUACUCAUCAGAAUUACACAUGUAAUGGGAAUACUGCCCUACAAAGCAAAAAGGCAAUAACUACAUAGAGCUCCACACUGACUCAAAUUACUUUCAAAUGAGCCUGUAGUUUGGGUUUUUACCUUUAGCUUUACUGUAUAUUUUCAUGGUGUUUUUUUGCAGAUCAGUCAUUUUAUUAAACUUUUUAUAUUGAUAUGCGUCAUUAAAAUCAUAGUAACUCAUUUUCAACAACAAUGCAGUUACUGCCUUCUUGCUUUGUCUAAUGGUAGAGGAACAUCUCAUGUUAAUGUGAAAAUAUGUUAACAGGUUGACAACACUGAAAUACUAUGAAAGAUCUACCAUAACUACUUACGUAUGUACAACAACAGUAUAACUGGGGGCAGUCUUGGACUAAUGGUCAGGGAGGUGGUAUUUGGAUCAGAGGGUUUUGGGUUCGAAUCCUACCCUGACCAGGCCCCUCCCAUGGACUGAAAUCAACACUGUACAAUUACUUUAUCAACAACUGUAAGUCCCUUUGGAUAGAAGUGUAUUAUAUUAUCUAGAAAAUUCUAAAUGGAAUCCGUUUAGUGUUUCAUAGUGUACAGUAUAUUGUACUGUGAUUAUGUACACAGGGUGCAUGCAGGGUUUUAAAAAGUAUUAAAAGGUGAUAAAUUAAAAACCCAAAAUUUAAUGGCCUUAAAAGUAGUUAAUUUGCUCAAAAGGUAUUAUUUUUUGUUGUACCAUUUUGACAAAAAAAAUGUUGAUUCUGUAGGCUAUCUGAGGGCACUCAUGGGUACGCGGUUAGGGCGUCAGGUUACCAACCUGCCAGGUUGGUGGGGGGAGUAAUUAACUAGUGCUCUCCCCCAUCCUCCUCCAUGACUGAGGUACCGAGCAUGGUACCGUCCCGUCGCACUGCUCCCUCUCGGGCGUCUUUUUGCAAAAAAUGAAAGUGUAAUGUAAUGUUAAGGAGGUAGAAAUUACAAAAGAUGUCUUGUUAAUACUCACAUUGGAGUAUCGUGAUGGUUGUAAAAAAAAAUCUAAAGGUAGUGACAAAAGGUAUUAAAUGGUAGUAAAUUUGA
Messenger RNA from Engraulis encrasicolus (European anchovy), 4140 nucleotides. Its product is annotated as usherin-like. Gene Ontology annotation, molecular function: protein binding. Lineage: Eukaryota; Metazoa; Chordata; Actinopteri; Clupeiformes; Engraulidae. The record is from RefSeq and is a predicted model, not a curated record. The transcript has 17 exons. The coding region runs from base 178 to 2925 and encodes 915 amino acids.